Molecule: messenger RNA, 957 nt
Organism: Gossypium arboreum
Lineage: Eukaryota; Viridiplantae; Streptophyta; Magnoliopsida; Malvales; Malvaceae
Product: protein SMALL AUXIN UP-REGULATED RNA 12-like
Exons: 1
Coding region: 451-822 (123 amino acids)
Biological process (GO): response to auxin
Source: RefSeq, a predicted model, not a curated record
ACUUCGACAACUUCGAAAGAUCACUAAUCCUAGCACCAUCCCUUUUAUCUCUCUCUCUCAACAGAGCUAGAAACAGACACUUCCUGUCUUGACUAAGAACGCAAUAAUUUUGUUUAGAUUUAAUAUCAUGAGAUGCAUGUUCGUACACUAUCGUAUCACGACACAAAAUGCUACUACAAAGGAAAAAUGAAGGCAACCAUCUCAACAGUCAUAUAAAUUUACCAAGACUUGGAUCAACCCGAGCUCACCAUCGCUUAGGCUGAGUUACCUGUCUCGUCAACCAUUAAUGCUCCAUACGAAGACACUGUCUCUUAUUUCUAUCCUACUGCUAUAUAAACCUUUCUUUCACUUCAUCUGUUUCAUCGUUGUAUGCAACUCCGCCCCCCCUCUCUCUUCAUUUACUACUUUCUGUCUGUAUUCAUAUAUCACUAUUAAUUUCCUUAGAAGAAAAUGAAAGGGAAGUUUCUAAAGGCAUGCUUCACAAAGUGGAGGAAGAUGGGGAGUAGGGUCAUACCUUGUAGCAGUGGCGAGUGUUGUUAUCAGUGGGCAAAGUGGACGAAUUCCAUGCAUGAAGGAAGCUCAAUCCCUAGCGAUGUGCCAAAGGGUCACCUAGUAGUGUAUGUUGGUGAAAACUAUAAGAGGUUUGUGAUUAAAAUCACCUUGCUCAAGCACCCGCUAUUCAAGGCAUUGCUGGAUCAAGCUCAGGAUGAAUAUGAUUUCAACACCGACUCCAAACUCUGCAUUCCAUGUGAUGAAAGCCUCUUCCUCAAUGUUGUUCGAUGUGCCAGCUCUCGGCCAGAUCGAAAACCUCUGUGUCUUUAGGCAUUCUUCCACAUAUGUGAUUGAUAUUCACGAGGUUCGAGUCCAACUCAGGAUGCUAAUAUGUAGUAUACUGUAGAUUUUUAUAAACAUAAAUUCUUUAGCCUAUUAAUGUUAAUUGGACUGAACUAUGCUAAA